AGGAAGCCAGUAUCGGCACCACGUUAGCUCUUGCCAUUUCACAACAACUCAGGAAGAGCGUCUUUGGAUCAGCUGCCCCCGUGAGCACAGCCGGUGUGUCUCUUAAGAUGAUGGUUGUUGAAGGUCUUUUUGGAAACUCUCAAAAUGGGCUAGAAUAACCAUCUCACCGAUUUUUCUCCCUUUAGCUUUGACAUCAUGGUGUCGCUGCCAUGCUCUGUCAGCUCUGUACUUUCUCAUGAAAACAUUGUAGCUUUCAUUGUUUUCUUGUUGGUGUACUAUCUACUUCGUUUCUAUAAGAGUCGGAGGCUCCUCUUAAACAUUCCUCCAGGUCCAAAGCCGUGGCCUAUAGUGGGAAAUUUCGGUGGUUUUCUCAUCCCAUCUUUCAUCCAGAGGAGGUUUGGACAGCAACCAUCCACCAGCGACAAAACUGCCGUGGGUGUUUUAACGGAACUCACUAAGCUGUAUGGAAAUGUCUACAGUCUGUUUGUUGGCAGUCAACUGGUUGUUGUUCUUAAUGGUUAUGAAGUGAUCAGGGAUGCUUUCUCAAAUCACCCUGAGGUGUUCUCCGACAGACCUGAUAUCCCUGCUAUCUCCAUCAUGACCAAACGCAAAGGUAAGCAUGUGUUAGCAUCACAGCCACAACAAGCCAUUUCCAUGGUCAGAGUAGAGCAUGCUAUUGACAAACAUUUACGCCACUCUACAGCCACAAAUAAUGCUCAGAACAGCACCUAACUUCAUCAACAGUACAUAUAGGGUCCUAGCCACCAAACAUCUUUUUGACUUUGCCUAAUUUCUUUAGCAAAGGAACUAAACACAACUCACCCACUUUCUUAUAGCAGCCGCUUGUUCGUAGCGAGACCUCAGGCCAGUCCAUUACAGACUACAGCGGGGUGACGCAGCUCAAGGAAGAACAUUUAUGAUAAUUUCUUCAUGGCAAUGCAAUCAGACCGAUACGCCCAGGCAGAAGAACUACCACGUCUGCAGUGCAAAAUGAUUAAUGUGCUGAUUAUUACUUAAAGGAAAUUAUAAAGAAAUGAUCAUAAAUGUUCUUCCUUGAGCUGCGUCACCCCGCUGUAGUCCGUAAUGGACUGGCCCGAGGUCUCGCUACAAACAAGCGGCUGCUGAAAGAGAGUAGGUUAGUUGUGUUUAGUCCCUUUGCUAAAGAAAUCAGGCAAAGUUAAAAAGAUGUUUGGUGACUAGUGUAAUGGCUGGGACCCUAUAUGUCCUGUUGAUGAAGUUAGGUGCUGUUCUGAGCAUUAUUUGUGGCUAUAGAGUGGCUUUUUGGUUGAGGUUUGUUUAUGGCUCCUCAGACCACUGUGUAUUGCUAUCAUGCGGUCGUUACUAAAGUUGGUAUAACUAGAGAAGCAAGCAGUCUGCAACAUUCAUCUCUCGGGGGGGUAUCUAACUCGGUGUUAUGGUGUGUUUGACCCUAAAUUAGUUUUAUGCCGGAAUAUCCCUUAAAGGAAGAUCAGAGAAUGCCAGUGUAGCCCAUAAAGUUCUGUGAUGAGUGAAGUUUUUCCUAUGUGCAAUUUUAGCCUCAGUGUCCGGAUCCAGAGAGGUGACAAGUGACACUUGCUUCAGUCUUGCUUACCUCAGUUUUCUCCUGUGUCAUUUAGGAAUCGUCUUUGCACCUUACGGGCCAGUAUGGAGGAAGCAGCGCAAGUUCUGCCACACCACCCUUCGAAACUUCGGCUUUGGGAAGCUGAGCUUGGAGCCGUGCAUCUUGAAAGGCCUGGACACCAUCAAAUCAGAGCUUCUGCGACUGAAUGAGGAGUCUGGUGGUGCUGGUGUGGAUCUGGCCCCGCUGAUCAGCCAUGCUGUGUCAAAUGUCAUCUGCUCCCUAAUCCUGGGUCAGCGCUUCCAUCAUGAAGACCGCGAGUUUCGCAGCAUGCUGCACCUGAUGGACCGGGGGCUGGAGAUCUGUGUGAACAGCCCUGCAGUCCUGAUCAACGCCUUCCCUUUUUUUUACCAUCUACCUUUUGGGGUCUUCAGAGAGUUACGGCAAGUGGAGAGAGACAUGACAGCAUUUUUAAAGAGGUUUAUAGCAAAACACAGGGAAACAUUAGAUCCUGAGAACCCCAGGGAUCUGACAGACAUGUACUUAAUUGAGAUGUUGGCCCAGCAAGCUAACGGAAAUGCAGACAGCAGCUUCACUGAAGAUUAUCUUUUUUACAUAAUAGGAGAUCUCUUUAUUGCUGGCACUGACACCACUGCGAACUCAGUGCUGUGGGUUCUGCUCUACUUGAUCCUACACCCAGAUAUUCAAGGUAAUGGUUCCUAUGAUACACUUAUUCCAACCUUUGCAGAUUGCUGAGCUGUUUUCAUGAUUCAAGCACUGUGUGUGGUUUGCUUGUGAAAGCUGAUCUUUACGGUGACCUUGGAGAAAAGCUGUUGGUCCAACACAUAAGGUUUCUGAACUCUCUUUUACAGCUCCGUCUGAACUUUGUGAUCAUAAUAUUAGACUUUUUUCUUGGCCACUAACCUCUCUACUUAGAGUUACUGAGGCAGAUUUUCAGAGGUGUUGUACAUAAAGCAUGGAUGACCGUUAUUUUAAAGUUCAACAUUUUCCUUUUUUAAUAUGUUUCAAUUCACUCAGAAUGUCAAAAGAUAAACAUCUUUGGAAAUUGUUUUUUUUCGGAUGACAGCAAAACGUUUUUCUCUGGUUCUAUUAUUCAAAUGUCUGUGUUUGACAGAAUUUAAUGUUUGGUUUAAUUUUAUGCUUCUCUCAAAAUCUGUAACAUUUCUCCAAACUUCAGAUUUAAUUGUCCCUUAGGGGGAAUUAGUCCUUGAAUUAAGUGCUGAAAAUGCUCAACUGCAUCCACAGUGGUACUAAUAAAUAAGAGAAAGACUUCUCAGGGAGGUCAUUUAAGCUGAAAAAAUAUUAAUUUUUUUGUUUGUUUUCUUUUGGCCAUCUGUAUUUAACAAUUUUGAAAAACAGUUUUUUUUUGGCAUUUACCAGAAUAAUAAUAUCUUAACUCAGGGAGGGUACAGAGACAUCAGUCUUAAUGCAUAAAUCAAUCAGCUUAGCUUUGUUUGAUGUUUUGUCAGGUGUUCACCAGCUCAGUACUUAACUGAGUAAAUUGAGGUUUGCCUGUUUUGUACAAGAAAAAGGAUUUUUCAUAUUUCCUUAAAAAAUAUAUGACUCAGAUACUUACUUUUGUCUAGACAUCCAAAUGUCUGGCUUGGUUCUGCUUUUAACCACUUCUUUACUCAUUUCUCAACCUCAUUGUAUGUCUUGACAUAACUCUUUAUUUUUAUCUAUUUGUUGGAUUGAAAACUUACAUAAUCAUGCAGAAACAUUCCGGCUUUUCCUGCGCUGUUUGAAUUUCAGACAAAGUCCAGGCAGAGAUUGAUGAGGUGGUCGGCACACAGCGAGUCCCGUCUUUGACUGAUAAGGGAAGUUUGCCAUUUACUGAAGCCACCAUCAUGGAGGUGCAGAGACUGACUGUAGUGGUCCCGCUCGCGAUUCCUCACAUGGCCUCAGAGACAACAGGUACUCCCUCACUCCCACACCACUUAGUUUUUUUCAAAGUUAAUGAAUCCAAGGCAGUAUUUGAUCUCAUGGAUAACAAUCAUCACUGUGGUUUUCUACGCUCUUUUUCAGAGUUCAGAGGCCACACAAUUCCCAAAGGAACAGUUGUGCUGCCCAACCUGUGGUCUGUCCACAGAGACCCCACUGUGUGGGACGACCCGGACACUUUUAAUCCAGCACGCUUCUUGGAUAAUGAGGGAAAUUUGAUGAGGAGAGAGUACUUUAUACCAUUUGGGAUCGGUAUGACAUUGCUAAAUGAUAUGAGCUAACUAACAGAAACUGUAAUCCAUAAAUGAAGGAAUCUCAAAUGUUUUAUCUCCUGUUCUGUCAGGUCGCAGAGUCUGCAUGGGUGAACAGCUGGCAAAGAUUGAGCUGUUCCUGACAGUCACCUGCUUACUGCAGAGCUUCACAUUCAGACUCCCAGAUGGGACACCUCCUCCUUCUCUGCGUGGACGCUUUGGUCUGACACUGGCACCUGCCUCAUUUUCUGUGUGUGUGAGUCCACGCAUAUGAAACCAAGCAAGACACUGUUUUCACAGUUCUUCUGAGAACUGGGUGUUCAUUUGAUUUAAUGGAGUUUUCUCCAAAGGUGCAGAUAAGGAUUGACCUGUGAACAACACUCUGAAGUUCUUAUGACUGAAAAUUACAUAACACUGUCAUUUAUUUGAUGAUUAAUCUGAAGUCUUAGUACCAUACAGUAUGUCUCUCAGACGGUUUAAAUAUGUUUAUCUUUUGAACAAAAAGCAGACACAGUGGACUGCAUUUAUUUAUUCACUUGAUAAUCAAGUCAUAAGUAGCAGCUUUGAUCAAACUUUGAUUGAUGAAUUAUAUAUUUUCUAACAGCAAGGUCAGGACUGUGUGCCAGAUGAGAGUUACAGCAAUAUUUUCUAAUUUUCUUGCAGUUUUCUGUCCAAGAGUGUGAAUACAUAUUUCUUUUUAGACUUAGUGUAGAUUCAUAGACAAUAAAAAAAACUUUACAUUAAAGCAGCUGUAUUUCUGUAGUUGUCACUCACUUUUUAAAUGUUUCCUCAUUUUUUGGUUCUGUAUUACUGUCUUUUUAAGAUGAAAUUUAUGCUUUGUUGUCUAAAAAAUAUGUCAGAAUGAUUAAUAUGUUAAGUGUUUAAAGCCAGUAUAAAAAUUGAACCUUUUGCAUGUAGUCAUUUAUUUUUCAGUGUAUGAUUAUUGUAAUUAUCAAGCUGUUUACCAGAGUCUUAUGUAAAUAAGUCUUUUGCAAACACAAAUGAUGGAAUUUAAGAAACAUUUGUGCAGGUAUUAAGCUCAACUCUACUUCAUAGUAUUGUGACAUUUCUUUGUCUAUUUUAUACAAACGUACAAAUUCUUACAUACAAUUAGUGUUUUUAACACUUCAGUCUCUUAAAAGAGGAGAUUUUUUUCCAAGACAUCCUUUUUUCUCUACUCUCAUGCAUUUAUAUGCCUACCAGCAAAUUAUACUGGUUAUUCAGGCUGUUAUUUGUAACUGUAACUGUUGAUUAUCAUUUUAUUAUGUUAUUGUACUUAACAUUUACUUAAGG
Messenger RNA from Xyrichtys novacula (pearly razorfish), 5064 nucleotides. The record is from the annotation of a GenBank genome assembly. NCBI's taxonomy places the organism in Eukaryota, Metazoa, Chordata, Actinopteri, Labriformes, Labridae.